Molecule: messenger RNA, 654 nt
Organism: Pichia membranifaciens NRRL Y-2026
Lineage: Eukaryota; Fungi; Ascomycota; Pichiomycetes; Pichiales; Pichiaceae
Exons: 1
Coding region: 1-654 (217 amino acids)
Biological process (GO): protein import into mitochondrial matrix
Cellular component (GO): TIM23 mitochondrial import inner membrane translocase complex; mitochondrial inner membrane
Molecular function (GO): transmembrane protein transporter activity
Source: RefSeq, a predicted model, not a curated record
AUGUGGCUAUUUGGCGGAACAAGCAAGAAGGAGGAGAGUGCAGAAACGGCUCCAGCAAGGGUUGCAGCGGAGCAGGAGGACACACAGCUCAGCAUGUCGGCGCUCCCGGUGUUCGAUGCGUCGAAGCUGCACCCGCUUGCCGGGCUCGACAAGGACCUGGAGUACCUCGACCUCGACGAGGAGAAGUUGAACACGGUGGAGGGCACGGGCAACGGGAUCCUGCCAUCGCGUGGGUGGACGGACGACUUGUGCUACGGCACGGGGACGUUGUACGUGAGCGGGUUGGGGCUCGGGGGGCUGGUGGGUCUGAACGAGGGGCUGAAGCAUCUUCCGCAGGGGUCGGUGGACCCGGUGACGGGGGCGGUGAAGGCUGCGCCGUUCAAGUUGAAGUUGAACACGGUGUUGAACCAGGUGACCAAGCACGGGCCGCACGUGGGGAACUCGGCGGGGGUGCUCGGGCUCCUGUACAACAUCAUCGACUCGAGUCUGGACGCGUACCGCGGCAGACACGACGACCUGAACUCGCUGGCGUCCGGUGCGUUGGCGGGCGCCAUCUUCAAGAGCACGUCCGGGCCGAAGGCCAUGGCGUACAGCACGGGGCUCAUGACUGCGGCUGCGGCCGCGUGGUGUGGGUUCAAGAGAAUGCUCAACUAG